Molecule: messenger RNA, 2575 nt
Organism: Thermothielavioides terrestris NRRL 8126
Lineage: Eukaryota; Fungi; Ascomycota; Sordariomycetes; Sordariales; Chaetomiaceae
Product: carbohydrate-binding module family 1 protein
Exons: 9
Coding region: 1-2493 (830 amino acids)
Biological process (GO): carbohydrate metabolic process
Cellular component (GO): extracellular region
Molecular function (GO): oxidoreductase activity, acting on CH-OH group of donors; flavin adenine dinucleotide binding; cellulose binding
Source: RefSeq, a predicted model, not a curated record
AUGAGGUCCUCCUCUCGGUUUCUCGGCGCCCUUGCGGCGGCGGCAUCGUUCGUGCCGUCUGCCCUGGCUCAGAACAGUGUUCCGGUGACCUUCACCGACCCGAGCACGGGCAUCGUGUUCAACUCGUGGGGCCUCCCCAACGGAUCGGCCGAGACACAGGGAGGCUAUACCUUCGGUGUGGCCCUGCCGUCGAACGCCCUCACAACCGAUGCCACCGAGUUCAUCGGGUACCUGCAAUGCGCAUCCACUGACGGAAAGGGCUGGUGCGGUGUUUCCCUGGGCGGUCCCAUGACCAAUUCGCUGCUCAUCGCCGCCUGGCCGUACGGGGACAACAUCUACACGUCGUUCCGCUAUGCGACCGGCUACGCCAUGCCCGACGUCUACACGGGCAACGCCACGCUCACGCAGAUCUCGUCCACCAUCAACUCGACCAGCUUCACGCUGAUCUUCCGGUGCCAGAACUGCCUGUCGUGGAACCAGGACGGCAGUUCCGGCGGCGCCUCGACGUCGUCCGGCGCCCUCAUCCUCGGCUGGUGCCAGGCGUUCCCGUCGCCCGGCAACCCGACCUGCCCGGACCAGAUCACCAUCGAGCAGCACGACAACGGCCAGGGCAUCUGGGGCGCCCAGCUCGACUCCAACGCCGCCAACCCGUCCUACACCGCCUGGGCUGCCAAGGCCACCAAGACCGUCCCCGCCCAGUGCAGCGGUCCCACGUCCACGGGUGUGGUUGGCGUUCCCGUGCCCACCGGCGCCACCUACGACUACAUCGUCGUGGGCGCCGGUGCGGGCGGUAUCCCCAUCGCGGACAAGCUGAGCGAGGCCGGCAAGUCGGUUCUGCUCAUCGAGAAGGGCUUCGCGUCGACGGGCCAGAACGGCGGCACGCUCGGGCCGGACUGGCUGGCGGGCACCGGUCUUACCCGCUUCGACGUGCCGGGCCUGUGCAACGAGAUCUGGGUCGACUCCAAGGGCAUUGCCUGCGAUGACACCGACCAGAUGGCCGGCUGCGUGCUCGGCGGCGGCACGGCCGUGAACGCCGGUCUAUGGUUCCACCCCUACUCGCUCGACUUCGACUACCUGUUCCCUACCGGCUGGAAGUCGAGCGACGUCCAGGCCGCCAUCUCCAGGGUGUUCUCGCGCAUCCCGGGCACCUACACGCCUUCGAUGGACGGCAAGCUUUACUACCAGCAGGGCUUCGACGUAAUCUCCGGCGGCCUGAGCAAAGGCGGCUGGACCCAGGUCGUCGCCAACAGCUCGCCCGACAGCAAGAACCGCACCUUCUCCCACUCGCCCUUCAUGUUCUCCGGCGGCGAGCGCGGCGGGCCCCUGGCGACCUACCUGCAGACCGCCAAGAAGCGCAGCAACUUCAACCUCUGGCUCAACACGACCGUCAAGCGCGUGGUCCGCGACGGCGGCCACAUCACGGGCGUCGAGGUCGAGGCCUUCCGGUCCGGCGGCUACGAGGGCGUCGUGAACGUGACCAACAUCUCGGGCCGCGUCAUCCUGUCGGCCGGCACCUUCGGCACCGCCAAGAUCCUGCUGCGAAGCGGUAUCGGGCCGUCGGACCAGCUGCAGGUUGUGCAGAACUCGACGAUCGACGGCCCCACCAUGAUCAACAGCACGUCGUGGAUUCCCCUGCCGGUCGGCUACAACCUGGACGACCACUGCAACACCGACACCGUCAUCACGCACCCCAACGUCGUCUUCUACGACUUCUACGCGGCCUGGGACAACCCCAUCCCGUCUGAUGAGCAGAGCUACCUGAACAGCCGCAGCGGCAUCCUCGCCCAGGCCGCGCCCAACAUCGGGCCCAUGUUCUGGGAGGAAAUCAAGGGCGCCGACGGUAUCGUGCGCCAGCUGCAAUGGACAGCUCGCGUCGAGGGCAGCUUCGACACGCCCAACGGCCACGCGAUGACCAUGUCGCAGUACCUCGGCCGCGGCGCCACCUCGCGCGGCCGCAUGACCAUCACGCCGUCGCUGACCACCGUUGUCUCGGACGUGCCCUACCUCAAGGACCCCAACGACAAGGAGGCCGUCAUCCAGGGCAUCGUCAACCUGCAGAACGCUCUCAAGAACGUCGCCAACCUGACCUGGACCUACCCCAACUCGAGCAUCUCGGCGCGCGACUACGUCAACAGCUUGUCCCUCUCCCCCAGCAUCCGCCGGUCCAACCACUGGGUCGGGACGGCCAAGAUCGGCUCCGACGACGGACGCACGGGCGGGUCGGCGGUGGUGGACCUCAACGCGCGCGUGUACGGGACGGACAACCUGUUCGUGGUGGACGCGUCCAUCUUCCCGGGCGUGCCGACGACCAACCCGUCCGCCUACAUCGUGACCGUGUCGGAGCACGCCAGCGAGAAGAUCCUGGCGCUGGCGGCGCCCCAGCCCGUGCCCAAGUGGGGCCAGUGCGGCGGCCGCCAGUGGACCGGCAGCUUCAUCUGCGCCGCCGGCACCAAGUGCACGUACCAGAAUGACUGGUACUCGCAGUGCUUGUGAGGUGGCUGCGGUGUUGCGUGAGGUGCUGCUGCACGGUGGGGCCUCACCUUAUUAGAGGAGGUGGGAGUGAUGUGAUGGGGUG